CGGAACACCUAGAAGAGCGAAUCUGGUCCGUGCCGGAAAACGCUUAGCUAGUGAUCGAGACCAGGCGUUUGACUUUUUGUAGGUGAAAGGACAGCAAGCUUCUGUUGUCCUUCGUCUAAUUGUUUGUGGGGGGUGGGACGAAAACGCACAUGGAUGGUAACAUCGGCAAACGUUAAGUCGCCUACCAAGGACGGAUGCAUCGAGGCCGUUGAUUUGCUUAGCAACACACCACUACGGCGCUACACAUGUGAACAAUCAGAAAUUCAAUAGUGAGGUGGCCAGUUGGCCGGCCGAAAAAACUAUUUGACGUUAUAGACGAGACAAAGAAAGGAUACCCAUUUGCAUCUAAACCACCUAGUCACUUCAAAAGGUGUGCGAGUCCGCCCUCUUUCCACGGAUACGACAGUGUCAGUAGACGACGCGCGAAAUGGAGGGUGACCAAACAGACGUUUGCUCGUACCUUCCUCAUUCGAAUCGUACUGACGCAGAGUGACCAGGUGGCCUUUUUCUCGUUGCUUUACAAAGCAGAGAAAGACUUUUCUCUCGCGAAUUGCUCCCGGAGCGCAGUGAAUUGACUGCGGGCACAGAUGCAUUUCCGUGUGCGUCGUAGCCUCAUUCACCGGCAGGUUCCCGUCUUUCCGGUUGCCGUGUUCGGGGUUGCCGCUCCUUCUUCCUGUGAAGCCAAAAUAAGGUACUUGAUUGUUUUUUCUUCUGUUGAAGCAAACUUCGAUGGGGAGAGUCUCUCCCCCUCGCGCCGUCUCCCGCGCUCGAACGUCAGUCCUUCUGUCUCACCCAGUGCAGUGGCACUCUCUGCAUCUGCACACCGGGCUCCGCAGCUUUUUUGCCGUUUAAACUAGGAAGGAUCCGCCGAUCUCUUUAUUCAGUUCGUUCAUUCUCGACUUUCCUGAUCAUUUCAAUAGUGCUCGUUAGCGUCGGGUACGUGUUUGCUCUCCAUCCCGGGGAUCCCCAAUCACAGACAAGGCGUCCUUCUGGUCUUUCGACCCUUGGGCCAUGCCGACUUUCUUCUUCGGCUCGCACAGAACAUACCCUUAUGUAGUUUUCCUCCCGAGGCAAGGGGAUCUCUCCUCUCUUGCUCUGUGGCGACAGGAGAGAGGCGCGUGUCGAGAGUUGAAUGGCGACUGCCCGCCCUCGCUGCACCAGAAGGGCCGCGCGCCGGCCUUCUGUGUGCUCCUUCCGCCUUCUCUCUUUUCUUUCUCUCUUCGUCGCGUCGUCCCCGUUUUCUCGUCUUGCAGUUUUCCUUGUAUGCUUCUCCUUCUCUCGCGUCGAUGCACAUUCUCUCCCCGCUUCUCGGUGCGUGAUUCCCCCCGCUCUGCCUUCUGUUGACACCGUCCGUCCUACAAGUGAAGAGACAGUGAAGCCUUCCGGAAGUAGCCUUCGCCUUUGCAGGUUUACCUCCUCGUCUUGUGACGCGCUCUUCCCGUCCUCCGCGUCACUUCUCUCUUCGCCAAACGCACUGUGCCAUCUGAGCCUCCCUGCUGCUCCACCUGCGAAAGCAUCUGUCGUCUCUUCACCGUUCACCUCUUCCGUUUCUCUCGCGCUAUCCAGAAAUUACUUCUUCCCGGUGAGGAAGCUGUCAGGAUCGUUUUGGCGCGGGACUGGCAGCGGGAGAGAUGCAGAAGGCGCGCGAGGUGUACAGCGGGUGCCCCAGAGAGAGGCCCAAGCAGAUGCGCUGGAGGAUGGCCUCAAGAAAGGUUCAAGCCUUCACCAAGCGCCCGCGCAUUCAAAUCCAAUUCGUCCCCAUCGACAGGCGAAUGCACCACUUUCUGAAGAGCGCGUGUGGACAGGAACCGCACGAGCUCCGUUGGGGUUCUUCCUUCCUCAAAAGGCUACCCCGCCACAGGCGGUGCCGCCAACUCACUGUGCGGUGACCAGCUGUACAUACACCUCGGCCAGAACAUCCCGGUUGCCAGCGCCUGAGUUGUUCGCUGCAACUGUUCCGCGCAGUGCGUCGGAGACACACACGAACGUAGAUUUUUUGCCACUCUUCCGUGGGAAAACCUCCUUUCUUCGGCGGCUGGCUUCUUACGACCAUCGACACCACUCCGCCGCUUGCUCUUCGUUUUUCUCUUCAGUCGCACGAGGUUGCCAGAGGCGCCGAAGACUGGGAGACCGUGAGGUGCCUGACACCGCACUUCUAGGAGACGGUAGGAGUCUGAAGAUGCACGGGAGAGAGCGCGGAGAGGCCAAAAGUGAGACUGAAAAGACUUCCUCGCUCUCAUUGGAGUUUCAGAUUGCGCCCGAGACGGUUAGGGCGAGAUAUCGAGAGCAAGAACACCGAAGGAAUCAGCGGAUCCUCCACCAGUCCGAAGAAGAGUGGACUGGGCUGGCUGCCCCCUCCAUGGCAAGAGGAAAAAGAAGAGGGCUCGGCUCAGUUGAAAUGAAAGUGCGGAAAGGAAAUGAAAUACGCGAGCUGUCCACUCCAGAAAUUGAACGUGAGGUUCUUUUGACGCGGCAGGAGAUUGCCCGCUUGGAACUGUUGAAACGCGCGUACAGCACCGAAUACAAGCCACAUUUGCUGAAAGAGGCGCGACACUACCUUGCUCAGCUGCUGACGAUUCGCUACGAGCGGCACCUGGGGCUCCACAAAGACAUCGACCCUUGGCAGCAGGGCCUGCUUCUUCCUGUCGAUAAAACGCUUCAACGCGUGGAGACAAGUGGAGCACCUCAGCCGGCAAGAAGUCCAGAUUCGUCGUCGAGUCGACCGGACAGCGGGAGCGAUAAGAAGCGGAACCCAUCUUCUUCCUUGGCUUCUGCUUCGUCUGUCGCCUCCGAUUCACGACGGCUAGCUGCUCCCUCAGCUCUCUCGUCUUCUUCAAAUUCUUCUGCACCCGCCUCGAAAAAACAUCUUUCUCUUUCCGCUAGUGAAGAGCCGUUCACAUCAUCUUCAGCCUCGUCUUCAGCCCCAUCUUCCUCUUCUCUUUCUGCUUCCCCAGCUGAGGGCGAUCGUUCUUCUUCCGACGGACUGUCUGCGAAGAAGGAGUCGCACUCGAAGCUACGCAGUGUGUCUUCUUCUCAGCAGGAGGUGGGAAGGGAGAUAAGCAGGCAGGAGAGAAGAGAAGCGCGAGGAUCGGAGACAGCGGACGGGGGGGCGAAGCAAAGGCCUGACAAAACGACUCCUGAGGGGAAGAAGAGCAAGAAACACCCAGAGGAAUCAAUUCGCUCCUCGGAGCAGCCGAAGGCGGAGUGGGCCAGCAACGAGAAACGCGGGGUACAGUCGAGAGUGGAGAAGAGUUCUGAGAAUGCAGAGAACACCGACACAGACGAGGAAGUAGCAAUCUCGAAGCCAAAGACCUCUUCUCGUUCUUCGUCCUCUUCUCUUUCUUCUUCUCCUGCGACAGCAUCUCGUCUACCUGGCUCCGAUAGAUCUUCGUGGAAGAACCAAGCGGAAGGAGAACAGAGAGCGGAGGCACACGAAGAAAAGCAUGGGCGAGAACAAGUCAGCAAGAAAACCGGGAAAGAAGAGAGAACACGGGUGGAAGCAUCCACUGCCCAACAUGAGAAACGUGAUUCAAAGACAAGGAAAGACACCGGAAAAGAGACAAGGAAAGACGUCGGGAAAGAGAAGGGGAAGUCUCAGAAAGCUAAGACGAGCGAGACAGAAACGAAGCACGAGAAAUUCGAGAGCACCCACGGAAGUGCGAGACCAGGGGAGAAGACAGCCAUCCGACUCGAAGUGUCUUCUGUUCAAUCACGAGAAGCUACGUCUGCUGGUCUGACGAAGAAGAGCGGAAAGCCACGAGCGUGAGCCCUGCAGGCUCCUCCUUUCAACCAUUUCUCUUCAUUUCUUCUUCAGGUCCCUAAUUUCUUUGUGUCGAACUACGAUGAAGGCUCGGAAGCCAUUCUAUCUCGUAAUCUCUCAUCUAUAUUCGUGUCUUCGUGCCCAUGCGCCGCUUCGGAUUCUCGUCGGCCUUGGUCUGUUUGUUUCUUUCCUAGGAGUCUCUCUGCGUCUUUCGCCUUUCUUCUCUCGCGUCUUAUGCUGUUGCCUUUUCUUCUGUCGGCCCUUCUGCGGCCACUUCUAUCCCUUCUUUUCAAGACCUAGGACGACGUUCGGAGACUCUUCACGUCUGCGAAACCGUUCUAAUGGAGAACAAGAACAAUUGCCAAGACCCGAUGCAUUGUGGCGCUCACUCCUGCAACUGAAGAGCAGGGACAGAGGAUGAAUUAUCCAGACUUGUACUUUGUGUGAAGUUCCCGGACAGGCAAAUCCACACUCACGUGUAAAUUGGUCCCUUUCCACUCCCACAUGCAUGUAUAUAUAGACAUAUGCCUUGCUUCGCCGUACAUGUAUGUAUAUAUCAGUGUAUUGCCAUGAGAAAGGUGAAAUCUUCGACGAGACGGAGAGAAGGGGAAAGGUAAAGAAGUUUUGACAAGGGAGGAAACAGGGUGUAGAGAGUGGAACUGGCUGGGCAAAAGUCGUAAGCAUGGAUGAUGUUGCUACCUAGUGUGCAAAGAUGCAUAUGAAGUGGAAGAGGGUGGGCUGCAGAGAGGAUGCAUCGCCCUCUUGAGACGAAGCCUGGAGGUCUGGUGUCUCUCCCUUUGAAGUUCGGUGAUAGAUCAGUGAACCUGAGGGGCUAGGGACAGACACUGAAGGAAGGGUGAAAGCUUGCGGAAGAGCGACAGUCUCCUUUCAUGUUUUCCGACAAAAGCAAGAGAAUCUAUUUGUAAUCAAGAAAAAAGGAAAUCGACACCUUCCGGGCAUGUUCUCUUUUUCCUCUGUAAAGGUAUCUAAGUUGUUUGCUUGACAGCACACACUGCGAGGUAUGAACAGGUGCCUACCAUGCGCAUUCUUUUCUGAGAUGUGAGCGUGUGUGAUUAAGAAGAGAGCUGCCGCGGUGACGGCGCGUACACGUGGACAAGCAUGGAGUCAAACUGAGUUGUGAUAGGAUUUCCUUUUCUGUCUCGCUUGUAGACCACAGAGAAUGCGAGGCACAUGUCAAGAAAAGAAGGAGAUGUUCUCCAGGCUGAGGUGUCUUUUUCUGAAAGCAGCACGGGGGCACACGAGGGACUCCGAAGCAAGGAAUUCACGUCAACGCUUCUGCUGCCGCAGGUGGUCGAAAUAAAAGAGUGUCAGGUCUUCUUUUUGCCAAUUCUGGUUAACAGCGGAGGAGGGCAACAGUGUGCUUGGAGGGAACUAGAAAACAUCUUGACUUUUCAGCGAAAAUGCGCUGAAUGCGAGAGUUCUGGUGUCUUUCACGCGCGUCAAUGGACGAGAUCCGCCCUCAGCGUAGAACAGUGGUUUCCUUCUUUUUAGCCGAUGCCGUGCAGGUGAAGGGCCGAAGGACGAUGUGAGACCAGCCCGAUUUUAAUUAGUGGAUAGACUGACACUGUGAAGAAUAAAGACGACAAUUUACUGAAACGCAGUGGGAAGAGAGGGGGGAACGAGGAGGUUUGGCGGCCUAAGUGUUUACCCAUAACGGGGGGCGCCUCCGAUCUCCCGCUUUCAAGCGGUGCCUCUUUUCGGUUUUUUAGAGCGUGUUUCCCCUAAUUCUUCCCGGCGUAUGAGUUCUCCCCGGCUACUGGCUCUUUUGUGCGGUCAGUCGAACUCACUUUCACGUUUUCUUUCUCGGGCACAGCCUUCACUCUCCCGGUUCGAGGACGAAAAAGGUGCUUUGGUGGAGGACGACCGAGGGGCGUUUCGUUCCUUGGUCGCGCCCGACGGAGUUCUGUCGGCUACAAAACAACUCAGAGUUCCUCUUGAUACGAGAAGGAAAGAAACUUAUAUCUGUUGUAGCACGUGGGGAAAUACGGGUUCGGGCACUAGUACCC
Molecule: messenger RNA, 5787 nt
Organism: Toxoplasma gondii ME49
Lineage: Eukaryota; Apicomplexa; Conoidasida; Eucoccidiorida; Sarcocystidae
Gene: RPL29
Product: ribosomal protein RPL29
Exons: 2
Coding region: 1133-3766 (877 amino acids)
Biological process (GO): translation
Cellular component (GO): ribosome
Molecular function (GO): structural constituent of ribosome
Source: RefSeq, a predicted model, not a curated record